AAAGUGAGACGAAUCUUCGUGUUGCAAAACAACAAUUACAAAUAUUACAACGGGAAAAAAUGGAUUUAGUGGAUCAGAUUAAACGAUUGAGAUCACAAUUAGAUGAGACUACAGCACAAUAUGAAAAUGCAAAAUCAUCUGUGCAAGAAGAAAAGAAAGUUAUAGAAACUGUUUUGGAAGAAGAAAGAAAGGCUAAAGAGAAUGCGGAGAAAGCAAGAAGACAAUUAGAAAAUCGUAUGGAAGAGCUUAUGGCAAAGAGAAGCAAGUUCAUGUGUUUCUAA
This is a messenger RNA of Racocetra persica, 281 nucleotides long. The record is from the annotation of a GenBank genome assembly. NCBI's taxonomy places the organism in Eukaryota, Fungi, Glomeromycota, Glomeromycetes, Diversisporales, Gigasporaceae.